AUGAUUAUUGUGACUGAGGCGGUUAAAGGGAAUUCUGGGAAGGGAGUUCCGAUGUUUUCAAGGAGUGGGAAGCAAACUAUUAAUCAGUUCCUGUCCUUUGCAGCAAAGAAGAAAAGAGUUAUAGAAGAGCCCGUUGAUGAAAUGGAGAUGAUCAGUGGGAUAGACCAAGAGUUCAGAGAAAUCAUCGCUAGAGAGGAAGAAAUCAAGAAGCAAAAGGAGACCGAAGCUAUUCAGCAAAGGAAUAAGAUGAAGAGUAAUUCUCCAACUAAGAUGGACAAGUCUCAAGGGUCAUAUAGUUUUAAAGUGACUAGCAGAGUCCGCCAUGAGGAGGCUUUCAAAAAUAGAACAAAUCCGCCUGAUUUAGGGAAAUAUAACAUUAACUUUGCUGAUUCACAUCAGAGAGCAGUUAAAAUGUUAAAUGAGUCUGAAGCUAACACAAGGCCUCGCAAAAGAGACCAUGAAAAACUCAACCAAAUUGAUCAUUUAUGUGAUAGACUACUAAGAUCCACCCAGCAUAGGGAUAACAGAGUUGAAGUUAUCAACUCUCUAUACAGGAAAAAGCAAGAUCACUAUAGGUUUAAUGAAGCUACUAUGAAAAGCCAGAUUUCCCAGUUGAUUGAUGACUCACCUAAAGCAAGAAUUAAUAGACUUGAGAGUACAAUUCAAGAUACCUCUUUCGAUAAAUUAGAAAACACAGGAUCAUUAUCUAAGAGAAGUUCUGUAAACAACAGAAAAGUUACUAUCAGCCCAAAUAAAAUGAAGACACCAGGAAGAAAAACCAACUUUGCUUUGGAUAGUCCGGAGAAGAAUUCAAACUUGAGGAAGACUAUAUCCCAGAUUAAGAAAGCGAACAGCCAGAUGAAGAAUAAUGCCUCCAGACUCUCUAAUACUCUUAACGGAAGUUUCAAUUUAUCAACAGAGAGUUUGAUCAGAAGGAAAUAUGGAUACAAGAGUUAUGCCUUAGGAGAUGAGUACCAUAUUGUGAAGAACAACAAGAAUCAAUCUUUGACUUCAGCCAAGGGACUGAAGUUUAAUCAUAGUGUGGAGAAACGUGGAAAUUUCGAGAUCAUUCCUAAUAUUUCCAAGCCAUUUGAGGGACACAAUCAUGUCCAAUCGAUUAAUUUCCAUAGAAGUCCUGACAGAAACUUGGACAAAAAGAUUCAUUUCAAGAGUACAAUGUCUAAAAAGAAAAAGCUGAGGGAGAUUCUGAAAAACAGAACGACCAAGAUCAGCCCUUUCAAAGGAACAUUUGGGUCAAUGAUUCUGUCUCAGACAGAGGUUCCAGAGGUAAUGAAGAAGCAUGUGCCUUCAUUCCAGAUUGGCAAACAGACAUCCAGAAAAGAAUUAUGGUAA
This is a messenger RNA of Moneuplotes crassus, 1353 nucleotides long. The record is from the annotation of a GenBank genome assembly. Lineage: Eukaryota; Ciliophora; Spirotrichea; Euplotida; Euplotidae.